AGAAUGUCACACACCUUCUCAAUCUUGUCUUCAAGAAACAUAUAUUCGGUCCUUGAUUCUUCAAAGAUUUGUAAAGAAGAUAGAUUGCUCUAAUACCUUUCAUUGCAUGGCAUAAUGGUAUCUUCAAAUGAUUCUGCUGAUCAGAGGGGGAUGAUGAAAACUCCUUCCAAAGAGUCAACUGUUUAUUAUGUAAAAAUGGCAUAUCUCACACCUUCAACUUGAGACCCAGCAACCUUAUCCAGUAAUUCUAUCACACAUGAUGAAACACCAACAGCUAAGAGUCUUCUGCUUAACUCUAAAUUGUUUCUUUUUUGUUUAUGGGGUUUUCACAAAGGUCAAAGAUAUACCCAAAGGGGACACAUGGCACGCAAGUGUUGGGUUUAGGCAAGAAUGUCCACUUGGGAGUUGAUUGAUGCCCCCAGGUGUCAAAAACCAGACAGAGAAUGAAUGUAUUCACAUGGGGUUUUCUUUAGCCUUUGGCUUCCUCCAAAAUCCAUAUGGGUGGGGGUCGAAGUUGAAGUUAAAGCCUUUUUUUGGGGCUUAUAAAUAGCUUAGACGGUUUGCCAACGAUAUCUGUGCAUCCGCAGUCUUCACGUGCUCUCUCUCUUUCUUUCUCUCUCUAACUCUGCUUUGCCCCUUGCAUUUCCUGCUGUAUCCUGCCUUCUUUAUUCGUUAUCUGUUUGCUUUGUUAUUUUUUUCUUCUUUCCUGAAAGACAAAUCUUAUCCACUGCCAGCCUCCUUUUGUUUUCUUUUGUUUGGUCUCUUUUUUUGAGGGUAGUUUCCUGUUAAAGAGAUAUAUAUCUAUCAAAGAGUAGUUUUGUUCGUUGGUUGACAAAGAAAGCUCUUUUAAGUUAAAAGAGUAUGGAAAACAAAAGCCAAGUGUGUGGUUCUUCUUCCUCUUCUUCUUCUUCAUUAUCAUCAUCAUCAUCAUCUGUUUCUUUCGAUCAUCUCUUUGGUCCCAAGGACUCUUCUUCUUCAUCCUCCACAAGUGGGAUUUUUGGGACUAUUUUCCCUCCCCCAUCAACGGUGCUAGGGAGGGACUCCAGUCACUCUGGAAUGAUGGGAUCAUGGAAUAAUCAGGGUUUGCCCCAUCAUGGCAAAUAUGGAAACCCAGAUCAUUCCACUGAUAGCAAGGGAAGGAGCAGUUGCACAACUCACAAAGACAAGAGUUCAUCCAUUUAUCAGAAUGAAACAGUGGAACCUUGCUAUUUCAGCUCAUCAAUUUACUAUGGAGGACAAGAAAACUAUUCUCCAAGGAAGAAUACCAAUGAGCCUCAACAUUAUUUCAAAAAGGAUGGGGAAGAUGAUGAUCCCAAUGGGAACAAUUCUAGUGGUGCUUCAAGAGGGAACUGGUGGCAGGGCUCACUUUAUUACUAACAUCUCAAUCCAAAAUAAUGCAAAUUUGCCAUCCCAAUACUCUAAGGACUAUUUUUGCAGGAAUACUGGCAGUAUGAUCAAUCUUUACACUAUGGAAAUAAGCUGGUAGACAGCUAGCCGUACGGUAGAAGCAUGUAGAGCAUAAUACAGCUUAGGACUUGAGGCUGAAUGUUGUGGUUCUUUUUGUCCCAACUCUUCCACUUUGAGCCAGUCUCACCUGCAAGCUAAUAUGUUUAGGGCAGUUUGCGGAACCUUGUAUUAUACGUUUCUUUUGCUUGACUAGUCUAGUCUCCAUGUACUGAACUAUUCUCUCUUGGGAUUUUUACCCACAAGCAAAUCAAUUAGUAUAACUAUUGACAUAUA
This is a messenger RNA of Theobroma cacao (cacao), 1740 nucleotides long. RefSeq lists its product as uncharacterized. The record is from RefSeq and is a predicted model, not a curated record. NCBI's taxonomy places the organism in Eukaryota, Viridiplantae, Streptophyta, Magnoliopsida, Malvales, Malvaceae.